AUGCCGUGUUACCGAUUAUUGCCAUUUUCUAUUCUAACUACCAUUCUCUUCUUCUCUUUAACUUUCUUUACCUUCUGCCGGGGAGGGUCUCAUUUUCCCACCAUCCAAGCAACACACUUUUCAGGGAAAGUUAUUGAAGGAAAUUAUCUGAUUUCUAGGGGGACCAAAAGGGUGCUUGCUGAAGGAACCAAUGAUGAACCUGUUUUGAAUUCAUCUCUUGUGUUGGCAGCCAAAAGGACAUAUAGAAAAGAUCCUCUAGAUGAUUUCAAGAAAUAUACCGGAGGUUGGAACAUUAGUGAGCGCCAUUACUGGGCUUCUGUGGGUUUUACUGCUGCUCCCCUCUUUGUUAUUGCGGCAAUCUG
This is a messenger RNA of Ilex paraguariensis (yerba mate), 362 nucleotides long. The record is from the annotation of a GenBank genome assembly. NCBI's taxonomy places the organism in Eukaryota, Viridiplantae, Streptophyta, Magnoliopsida, Aquifoliales, Aquifoliaceae.